CUCCCCCGCCUCCAUCCCCGGUUGAUGAACGAUUUCCCUCCGGUCUAUGAGCAGCUUGUAUCCUCCUGAGUGACCUCUCUAUCUCCAUCAGCUGUCUGUCAGGUGCCUCCCCCUUCGUUAGCCCAGCCGGAGGAUGUGAUCCGGUGUCUCCGCCUGUGGUGUGUGAUCAGGGUCUCUCCGGAGUGGGCUGUGAUCGGUGGCCUCAGUCAACCCCCUCGACUCAUCAUGUCCGAGGUGCUGCCAUUCAGUGAUGCUGAACAGCGGGGGCAUUACGCGGACGGAGGGGGUGACAUUGCAGGGCAGAUACCCCUCACCUGUCGCCUCCAGGACACUGGAAACUUCUAUGGCAGCUCGGGACAAGGUGGUGGCAAGAGACCCCCCAAAUUGGGGCAAAUUGGCCGCAGCAAAAGAGUUGUGAUCGAAGAUGAAAGGAUUGACUCCGUUCUCACCAUGUCAGAGAAGGCCCCGCCUGCUGUUUAAAAGUCUUUAAGGACCGCCUUUUUAUUAGAUGUACACAAAGAAAAAAAAAAACAUUAAAAAACCCAACAACAAAGAAAGAGGGAUCGUGGAUGUGAAAAAAAAAUAACGAGUGCAGCUAGUAAGAAUGAUAUCAAGCUGUCUGAAAGUAUGUGAUUCGCACUUCUGAAAUCAAUCUCUGGAGGUGAAGAAUAACACAACAGAAGUGUGAGAAAAGAGACUGGGAGGAAAUAAAUGCAAAAAAAAACAUAGAAAAAUGUAUACUUAGCGGAGAAAUUGGAAAAAAAGGAGUAUUUUGGGAUGCAGAACGUGUUCUGCACUGGACAUGAUGCUGGUGGGUCAUUUUGUUUAUUUGCAGUGAGAAUCUUUGCUGCUUCGUUAUGGUUCGGGGGUUCGGUUGAUGGUACGGGUUAAAAUCUGAAGCGUCGUCGAAAUGAUGAGCCAAAAAAAAAAAAGAAAAAAUGAACGCUUUGGAUAUUUGCUGGCUCUCGUGUCUCUCUGGGCGUAAAUCAUCUAAUGGGAUUCUGCACGUUUCGUUCGCAGCGAAAAAAUUAAAAGGUGAUAAAAAAAAAAAAUCCUCUUUUCUCUGCACUGUUCGACAAAAUGAGGAGGCGAGCAAGCAAAAAACGAUGUCUCCUGUACGGAGAAUGUGCACACUAAAUGUCUCCCGAUUUCUCCUGUACAUGGAAAGCAGACCUGCAGACAUGUUCCAAACACGGAUUGAUUAUUCCGAAACCAAAUCCCACUUGGCUGGUUUACGCCCGCAGCCGCCAUGGAGAACUUUUAUUCUACUGAUAGUUGGCAUUUAGUCAUGCUGCAAAACAUAGUAGUGCAAAGUAUCUCACCUGGUGACGUGUGUUAGAAUGAUAUAUAUACAUAUAGGGCUCUGUAAUGUAAAUUGAUGUGGUUAUAGUUGGAGUCCGUUCUUGAUGGGCUGGAACCAAACAUUGGUGAAACACACGUAUCGCAGUUCUUCAUUAAUGGCUAGCUCUUUGGUACACCCAAGUAUGGACAGGGCUCCUGCAGUGAUACACUAGGCCAGGGAUAGGCAACCUUUGGCACUCCAGAUGUUGUGGACUACAAACCCCAUAAUGCUCUUACACCCAUAAUGCUGGCAAAGCAUUAUGGGAGGUGUAGUCCCAAACAUCUGGAGUGCCGAAGGUUGCCUAUGUCUGCACUAGGCUUUAGACUCUAAGCUGCCAUGUAGAUUUUAGCUGUACUGUACAUGUACCAAACCCCAGUACAGAUAGGCCAGGCCUCAGAUAGAGCAUGCAUGGACAGAAUUACAAUUAACUAUUAAUGAUGAUGUCAUGGCGUAGGUUCUGUGUAUAUUUUAGGCAUGGGCCUCUACACUAGGUACUUUAGGGGAUCUGUACAGUCACGAACGUCAGAUGGACUACCCUGAAUUCAGCAUUGCCCCUAGGGAUUAUCAGAGCUUUUAUAUCGGUUUAACAUAUCUUGCAACUUGUUGGUGUAAAUGCAGAUCUUACUAAAAAAAUAUUGUUCACACAAACAUCGGGUGGAUUUCUCAGUACUCCAGUGCUCAUAGUGCGUAUUGUGGGAUUCCCAGUACAUGGUUGCCUGAGCAUUAUGACAGUUGCAGUCCUCCUGGCAAUUAUUCCACUGGAAGGUGUUACGAAGCCUCACUAUGUUUUGCAGCAUUACAGUAAGUAGGGAUUUGAUGUACAUACACUACUGUUCAAAUGUCUUCUAGCACUCACUGCGUCACACUUCCCACGGGCAGUAUGAGAAUCGUGAAGUGAAGCUGACAAUUUAAUGUGUCUGAGACCCUGGCAGAGAGCAGAGGGUUCAGGUUUACAGCCAUUCCCUGUCACUCUGUACUCUCUAUACUGUUUACAUAAUUUAAUCUUGCAAAAAAGAAAAUAUAUAUAUAGAUAUAUAUAUAUAACUGUGCACCUUUGCAUGCAAAAAUCAUUUUGACAUGUGACAUUCUUGGACAAAUAGAAUUAUUUUUAGCCGUGUAAGAGUGUAAAAGGACAAAAAAAAUAUAUAUGUUGUUUUCUAAAGGAAUUUAACACAAUAAGGAGAGAGAAUUAUGAUUUGUAUUUUUUUAACAAAGAAUUGUAUUUCUGAUUAUUUUGUUUUGUUUACCGUGGCAGGGAGCUGUGUUUUAGACGUACUAUAAUAAUAAUAAUAAUAAUAAUAAUAAUAAUAAUAAUAAUAAUAUGCUAUGAUUGCGCAUUCUGUGAGUUACAGAACCAGAUCCCAGACGAAACGUCCCGUAUUGUAAGAAGACGUGCUUUCUGGCGCUGAAAGGGUUCAUUUUUGCUCAUUUCUAUCGAUCCUUUCCGAGCCGGAUAGACAAUACGGGCAAUUUAGAUCAGUAGUGAAACCAGACUGCUAUAUUUUUGUCACAUCCUUAGACCUGUAUUGUAUUAAUUCAGAUUAUUUUUGUUUAAAACACAUUGGGCAGAUUUUUGAAUGAAUAUUUUUGUCUGUUUAAAUGUGUAUGGAGAGACAUUGUGUCUGUUCCCAGUGAAUAUGGUGUGGCCUAUUCACUAAGGGCUGGAUCCUCGUGGUAGAGUAAGGGGUUUAUUGAAUAGCAAUUUUCCCAAAAUCUUCAAUGGAAGAAAUGCUAUUCAGCAAAGCAAGUAAACUAUGAGAAUCCAGAUAUAAAUUGUGGAGAAAUAAUGCAGGAAUCCCAAAUGUUAGGAAUAUCCCCCAAAUCUCCUGUUUAUGCAGACCAGUUACUUGGCCUCCAAUUUACACUUUGUCAAUUCUCCCUAAAUUCCCAGUGCAGUGACUACCCCCCCAGGGUGUAAAAAUGGAAAGCCCACUACAGAUCUGUACAUUAGGACCGAGGUGAUCAUUGCAUGAAUGUCUUGUCACAGACCAGGUGGAGCGAGUAUUGAGUCUUGAUGUGUAGCUUUGUAGACUCAUGUCACAGCACAGGGCACGGGCCCUCUGUUUAUUCACUAAGCUGUGACCAGGGAAUCUCCAGGCAAACUCCAAGAUAAAACAGCAAAUUGUAAAAAAUAUCCAACAGAAAUCUUGCAAGUUGGUUGUCAGUUGGUGAUUACUCACUAGCGAAUAAACUCACUUGUUUUAUAUUGUCACCGAGGCGUGUAGCCCACAGACUGACCU
This is a messenger RNA of Pelobates fuscus (common spadefoot toad), 3582 nucleotides long. RefSeq names its product calcium/calmodulin dependent protein kinase II inhibitor 1 (gene CAMK2N1). The coding region runs from base 226 to 480 and encodes 84 amino acids. The transcript is spliced from 3 exons. The record is from RefSeq and is a predicted model, not a curated record. Gene Ontology annotation, biological process: negative regulation of protein kinase activity. Gene Ontology annotation, molecular function: protein kinase binding; calcium-dependent protein kinase inhibitor activity. NCBI's taxonomy places the organism in Eukaryota, Metazoa, Chordata, Amphibia, Anura, Pelobatidae.